AUGUACCAACCUACAGAUGUCGUACUGGCUAAAGUCAAGGGGUUUCCGGCAUGGCCUGCAAUGAUAAUCCCAGCAGAAUUAAUUCCAAGUAACGUUUUAAAAGGGAAACAAGAGGUAGAAGAGGACACUGACGAUGAGAGUAAAUACAUUCAAUAUUCCUCCAUUAUGAAAUUUAGAAAAUUCGAUAAAGUCAAAAAUCAAUACUGCGUUAAAUUCUUCUGGGAUGACUCUUACAUUUGGUUGAAGCCAAAUGAUAUGAAACCAUUGAGCGUGGAAGAUUGUGAAUCAUGGUUGAAAAGCGGUAAGAAGAAAAGUAAGAAACUAAUACAAGCUUUUGAAAUGGCAUCAAGAGGUUCUCAAGGCAUUGACGUUUGGGAAUUUGUCGAAUACGGGUCUGCUGGUAAACCCGACGAAGAAUACGUUGCGGAGGAAGAAGCACCAGAAGAAGAAGAGGAGGAAGAAGAAGACAUUGCACGAAGUGAUGUUAGUGAGGAUUAUGAAGAAGAAGAGGAAGAAAAGCCAACCAGAAAGUCUCAAAGACAAAAACAGAAGCGAGGGAAGGAAAAUGUAAGAGCUACUAGAUCUAGAUCCAAAACAGCGAAAUCGGAAGAACCACAGGAAUUACCGCCAGAAGAAGAACCUAAACCAAAGAAAAGAAAAUAUACCAGACGUGCAGUGGAACCAAAAUUCAAUUUUGAAGAUGACGAAGAUUUUUACUUUGUUGGAUUAGGACCUCAAGAUUUGUCCAUCCAAGAGGACGUGAGUCCACUAGUGAACAAACUUUCUAAUAAGAGGAAUCUAGAACGUCACACAGAGGUCAAAUUAGAUAUCAUGGACCAUUUACUAAGUGUAAACAGAUUGUUUUUAGAGGUGCUAGUACCCGAGACGAAAUCUACAAAGGACGAUUACCAAUUGAUCUUGGACGAAUUGGAAGCAGCGUUGGCAGCCAAAGGUUCUCAUCAUGAAUUUUUAACUGUUUUCCACACGAAUAACGAACUACUUUUGAACUUUAGAGUUUUGUUCAACCUCAAAAUUGAUGAAUUACGCAAAUUGAAAUUAUGGGAUUCUUUCCAAUCCGCUUUCAAUUCUAUCUACGAGCAUUAUUUUGAACCAGAUCAAGACGCUUGGACGACAAAUACAGAAAUACUACCGCCUGAAAAUAAUGAAAUAGAAGCAGAAGCAUGA
Molecule: messenger RNA, 1185 nt
Organism: Zygosaccharomyces rouxii
Lineage: Eukaryota; Fungi; Ascomycota; Saccharomycetes; Saccharomycetales; Saccharomycetaceae
Gene: IOC4
Product: Ioc4p
Exons: 1
Coding region: 1-1185 (394 amino acids)
Biological process (GO): regulation of transcription by RNA polymerase II
Cellular component (GO): nucleus
Molecular function (GO): transcription coregulator activity; double-stranded DNA binding
Source: RefSeq, a predicted model, not a curated record